CAAUCCCAUAAAGAAAUAAUCAAAAAUAGAAAUCUAAGUCCUUUUUUAAUUUGGAUUUCAUUACCAUGUUGCUGUCAUAAUGUCUAUAAAUAGUAUAAAUAGAGCAAAAUAAUAUCUAAGUUCCCCCGGCCAACCUUAUUAUCUCCCGACCUUAGCGCUCCCUAUAACCCUCAGAAUUUUCCCCUUAUUUUACAAAACCAAACAAAAACCCAAACCCACACCGCCAUUGACGAUCGAUGAAGUUCUUGAAGAAGUUGGGGUCCUGUUGUAGCUGCACAUCAGCGAUGACAAAGUCGCCGGAGAAGACUAUUCCGGAAGGGAGUAGUACUACUAGUACAGGCGAUGCAUCGUCGUCGACGACCACGUCUGUUUCCAAAAGAAAAACCAGCAUGGUGAGGUGUAAAUCGGCCAUGCAUUGGCAACCUGGGCUUUCCUCCAUCUCUGAAGAUGGGUUGGUUCCAAUUGUUGAGGAAGGAAGCAGAUGUACCGACCACGUCAUUGUUUCUCAGAAGAAAUCAUUGCCUUCAUCGUCAUCGACCAAAGCUAAAUCCGAAGCUAUGGCUCGUAGUUUUAUCUACGGCGAUUAUGACUAUGAGGAGGAGUACAAGAGGAGGAAACGUAGGCUGUUUCGUAUCCCUGCUUUCUCUCAAUUGUCAGCAUCGCCAUACAUAUUGUUCUGAUCAACCAUAUUUUUCUUCCCUUCUAUUAUGUGUCGUAAUGUUUUUCUCUUGUAUAAUGUUAUCGGUACAAUUCACUUAACAGAGAAAAUUAAUUAUUUGAUUGCUUGA
This is a messenger RNA of Ziziphus jujuba (common jujube), 788 nucleotides long. RefSeq lists its product as uncharacterized. Lineage: Eukaryota; Viridiplantae; Streptophyta; Magnoliopsida; Rosales; Rhamnaceae. Bases 237 to 680 code for a protein of 147 amino acids. The record is from RefSeq and is a predicted model, not a curated record. The transcript is spliced from 2 exons.